AUGGAUGCGCUAGACAGACAACUCGCAGAAUUAAUAAACUACUCGCCCUGCGAUGUAUCAGACGCCCUCAUCAAACUGCAAAAGACGCCCGAGGGUAGCACAGCAAGAGCAGGCUACCUUGCAGAUCUAGUCCCAUUCUCUCCCAUAGCGGGGCGAAAUGAAACAAUGACCAAGAUUGCCGGUCCGGCAACAACAAUCAAAUUUCUAGCCAAAGAUGACAGCCCGCCAUCAAUCGCAAUAGAAGAACCCGAAAAGCACGGCUUCUUGCCGGGUAAGCACUGGGUAGACCACGUCGGUGAAUAUCCACCAAACCCUUAUAAGGCUGGAUCCAUCCUCGUUAUUGAACAGCCUGCGGACCAGUACUGUGCAGUGACCGGUGGGAUCAUGGCGACCCGGAUGAAAGCCGUUGGCAUCAAAGGUACAGUUGUGGGUGGUCGUGUCAGGGACUUGAGGGAAUUGCAGGCUACUGGACUUCCGAUCUGGGCUCGUGCUACUUCGACUGUUGGCACCAAUGCAGAGGCUAAGGCUGGUGCUCGUGAUGUGCCAAUUUCGAUUGAGGGUGUUACUGUUUCGCCUGGCGACAUCAUUUUCUGUGAUCCGUUGGAAGGAGUAGUAGCAAUUCCUCGCGAACUACUCGGCAAGGUGCUGGAGCUCAUGCCUAAACUGACUAGAAUGGAUGACGAUGCCAAACGGGCUGUUGCGGGGGGAAUGAGUGUCACUGAUGCUUUUAAGGCAUACCGCCACUAG
Molecule: messenger RNA, 747 nt
Organism: Penicillium griseofulvum
Lineage: Eukaryota; Fungi; Ascomycota; Eurotiomycetes; Eurotiales; Aspergillaceae
Product: RraA family protein
Exons: 5
Coding region: 1-747 (248 amino acids)
Source: RefSeq, a predicted model, not a curated record